Ectocarpus siliculosus is the source of this 3379-nucleotide messenger RNA. The record is from the annotation of a GenBank genome assembly. Lineage: Eukaryota; Phaeophyceae; Ectocarpales; Ectocarpaceae.
AUGAUCGCGGAGCCCGGUCCUGAGGAUCAAGACGUCACACCCUUGCCAUCCUUUCGCAAGGACGGGUCAACGGUGACCGCUGCGGCGAAAAUGGACUUGGGGUUAGAAACAUGCUCAAUCCGCCCUGCAGCCUUAACCCUAGGGGCGUUGUGCAUGGCUGACGCCAAAGCUCCGAAGGUAGCGGGAGCGUCGUCUCAACCCGAAUCGGGAGACGAUUUCGUUGCAGCGAUCACGAGGGAAACUGCUGGCGAAGCAGCGCUCUGCAUGUCUCCGCCUGCCCCACCUUUGACAUUGGAGAGCACCAUCACGGUAGACACUGGAAGUCCGAAGACGGUUUUACGACUUGCACCUCCUCCAGCACAGCAUGGCCCCAAAACGGCGGCACCUGCGCUACCGUCCUGUCCACGCGCGCUUCCGAGGGAGGUCUUCACAUACGCCGAGAAGCAGGCACCAACAUGUUCAUCUCCGCCCGCGCCAAAGGCGUUGUCGGCGGUAGUAGCAGCGCACGCGAAAGGAGGGCCUCCGACAAGAGCGAUGCUUCCGUUCUUCGCGCUUCCAGCUCCUGAUGUUUGCAAAGAGAAGGAAGAGUCCCAGACGGCCGAAGCAAUACCGUCAACGACAUCUAGCGCAUCGUCCGCCGUCGACCGGAGCACUGACGUUGUGGCUCUCACAGACCGGGAACCUAUCGGACCGCUGCCAUCGGCACCCUCCGAGGAGGAUGAGGACGAGAAACCCUCUGCGGAACAAUCGUCCACGGAUGUUUGCCCCGUGCCAGCGGAUUUACGCGGCGAUUGGUGGCGUGGUUCCGCGGCGGGAGCCCAUCCGAAGGGGGCUGAGGCCGGUGAAGGCACAACCGCAAGCUUUCCGCCUCGCUCGGCCGUCAACGACGACGACCGUCACGACACCUGCACAGUGCCCGCCUCCUCGAAGCCACUGCUGUUGCUCGGGUACGGCGAUGGAUCAUCGCGGCAGCAGGAGGAAAUCUGCUUGCUAUCGCCUGAGGGCGAUGGUGGUAAGACGAGGGAGGAAGGCGAUACGGUGGCAGGGAGGUAUGGUAAGAACGUCGAGGGCGGCGGAGACAUGGGAGGCGAUGGCGGGAGGUCCGAGGAGGCUGCCAGCUGCGAAGCUCUCACCGCGCUCGAGGUUUUGGAGGCCGCCGAAGGGUUUCUCCCGCACAAGGCGACUUGCCCUGCCGAGCUCCCCGUUGACAAGGCGCGACUCGCUACGCCGACAACACGGCCCCUCGCGACGAUGCCGAUGACGUCUUGCUUACCGGCUGCCGAAGAAGAUUUAUUUCCGAGACCGUCCGGGCAGGUGUGCCACGCAAAGGAGGACGAGCAAGCGACUGGGGGCGACGGGAACAGGGGAGACUUCGACGCCAACAGCGAUGACGAUGACCACAGGGCCGAGAACAAGGAUGACCGCAGCACCGGCUUGAAGGCCCUCGUGCGAGAGUUCAACGCUUGGACGAGGACGGUGGACUUCCCGAUUCGAAAGGUUGAGGCAGGGCUGAUCGGGAACGGCAUGCGUCUGGGUUUGGUGGCGACGGAGGCGAUCCCCCAAGGGCAGACGUACCUCUCCGUCCCCGGAUCGAUCAUUUUGGAUGCGUCGAAGGCGAGGACCGACCCCGAGCUGGGCCCGCCGCUCGCCAGGCUAGAAGCAUCGCUUGGCCCCCUGGGCUUGUGGGACCAGGAUACAGACAGCCUACGGGUUUUGCUCAUCGCCGAGACCUUCGUUCGGGCGGACCUCUCCCCCUGGGCGCCAUAUCUUCGUCUUCUGCCGACGCUGAGCGAAAUGGAAGCAUACCACCCACUGUUCUUCGACAACGCGACGAUCGCCUCCUUCGAGGGCUCGGACGUCCAGGCCUCCUUGAGGGAGCGCCGCGAUUCGGAGAUGGCCGGCUUCACGACAAAGUUCGCCGUCGAGGGGUCCGCCGGCCGAGAGUUACAGGACGUGCUCGGUGUGGGGUGGAUAACCCUGGAGCGUUACCUUUGGGCCGCCGCGAUCGUGGACAGCCGCUGCAUCUGGUGGGGUGGACGGAAGCACCUAGUGCCCUUGCUAGAUCUCGUGAACGACGCCCGGGACAGUCCGUUGGAUUUCGUCCACGAAACUCUCCAAGACUCCGAUGGAAGCGCCGUUACAGCGGCUGCGAGAAACGUCGACAAAGGCGACCAGGUGAUGGAGGACUACGGCCACCCGAACCACGUUCUCAUUUUCGAGCACGGUUUUUCCUUCGGCCGAGAGAACCGCCACGACUGCGUGAGGAUCGACGCACAGCGGCCGCCCCGGCAUGGUGCCGACUACCGGGAGACGUUGAGGAGAGUGCUGGAGGCGUUCCCUAUGGGCAGGCCUAUGUUCUGCAUCUCUCUCCGCAGCAACGGGCCCUUCGACUUCGUCCCUUACGUCCGCAUCAUGGCGGGCCUUCCCGCUGUCGCCGAUCAACAACGCCUCGUUCCAAACGACUACGACCGCGGUAGCUGUUCGUCUUCUAUCGGCUUCGCUUCGGCCGACACCGACUACGGCGAAGACAGUCACUUCCCUUUCAUGCCCGUGACACGAAUGGACUACGAUGAAGAACCCCGCGCCCGUUCGUCAAAAACAGAGGAAACGUGGCCUGGCCGGGCUCCGUCGGAUGGUGGUUCUGGUGUUCACGAGCGCUGGCAAUCCCUCUCCAAUGACGCGGAAGGCCUGAGGGCAGUCGUCCAUGCGUUGAAGCUUCGGUUGUCAGGUUAUCCGACGGCGGUUCCGCUCGGCCUCGCUGAUGACGGGGGCGAAGUGGUGAUCGGCAGUGGUGGGGACGCCGAAGAGAGUGUAGGCCGCGCGGCGUCCGAUCCCAGCCACGGCAAGGUUCCUUCCUGUACGACGGAGGUGUUUUUGGACAGCGAGAAGUACCUGCUGGGGGAGCUCCACGACUACCUCGCGGCGUUUCUUCCUCCCACCGUUGACGUCUUGGCCGCACCCCACGGAGGCGUUACCCAAAACAAUGAUAGCAGGAGCGAUGGCAAGACCCCCAACAUCAAGUCGUCAGCUGAAACUGGAACGGGAAAACACGGCUGCGUGUCGAGGAAGGGCGACGCCGAUGCAUGCGUUUAAGGCACCGACAACGGCAACGCCGGCCACGGCCAAGCCGAUCUGGCAUCGAACUCGUGAUGCGGAGGAGCUUGUACGGACGGUCGAGCGAAGGGCGACUAUAUAGCCGCUGGUGCACGGUUGCCCCACAAAGUCAAACGAAAGGGGCUGACACCGAUAUCAAGCUGCUUAGUUAUGCUGCUGCUCGUAGCGAGCAUCCCGCACUUAAUGGUGGGAUAUGCUGUGGACAGCUACCAUCUACAGCUUCCCGCGAAGUGUUGCUCCGUUGCAAUUGUUUUGGCUUCGUUUU